Molecule: messenger RNA, 2373 nt
Organism: Psylliodes chrysocephalus
Lineage: Eukaryota; Metazoa; Arthropoda; Insecta; Coleoptera; Chrysomelidae
Source: the annotation of a GenBank genome assembly
GUGGGUUUCAAAAACAUUUUUUAGAAAAAAUAUCAAUUAAUAUUGUGCUAGAAAUAUGAAAUCGGAUUUUCUGCAACUGUAUUAGUAUUUGAGCAAAUUUCCGUAAAAGCAGUUCAAAUCGCCGCAAAUUUCUCGAAAGGUAAUCGGUAGCACGAUAUCAAUGGUUUGAGCUCAUGUUCAUUUCCCCUCUGACAAUAAAGACGUUUGUUCCUAGAAUGUAUGUCCUGGGGCGUUCCUUCUAGGAUCAAAUGGACAAGGCUGCAGAUAUACUACCCAGAGAUACUUCUACGUAUCAAAGGGUCGCUAUAGAAUUGAAUAUGAUACGAUAAUCAUGGAUGUCGUCGGGAAUAGAAGAUUUUCCGGUCGCGUUUUAAUUUGGAGAACCUACUGGAGAAUUAUGGAGAACCAGAAAGGAAUAGUUGGAGAGUUAAAUGGGAUAGAGAGUGAAGGUGACAUGAGACACUUCAAAUGGAGGCACAAGCGGCAUCAAACGUGUGUAAAAAAUUGUCUGCACAAAGGACCGCCCAAACCUGGACAUUGCCCCACAAAGGACACUCAAGUUUCCCUGUUUGCACUAGUUUGCAUGAACACCUGUGAAACAGAUUCUCAGUGCGAAGGAAUCACAAAGUGUUGCCAUCACAGCUGUGGAGUAACUUGUCAAACACCUAUUAAUUUGAAUAAUUUUGAAGGCUUACCAAUUACGCCCAGAGAACCCAGAGUGAUCGAAGGCCGUCGAAAACGAACCGUUCACAUAGAAUGGUCCUCACCAGACGAAAACCCUGCUGGCUUCGAAGAAGAAAAACUCCUCUAUCUUAUCGAAGAACGACAUCACCCUGGCAAAUAUUUCAACUCAAAUCGGUUGUCAGAAUGGAGUCCUUGCUCUAAAUCAUUUAAAACCAAUCGCUUGCUGAAACAUUUGGUAAAACCUGGAAGGUGGUAUCAAUUUAGGGUGGCAGCUGUUAACGAAAAUGGUACCAGAGGAUAUUCAGAGAACUCGUUGCCGUUCAGGAUAUCAUCAACUCCAAAACCACCAAAAGCUCCACAAAAUGUGACGGUGGGGCCUCUAAUAAAAAGUAAUGGUAGUUUAAGUGCUGUUUUAAGAUGGUCGCCUCCAGAGUCUGAUCUGCCAAUACAAAGAUACAAGGUAUUUUGGAGUAAGAGGCUACAUGGAGCAAAAGCCUUGGAUUCAGUUCUUGUACAUCAACAAGUCUUACCCAAGGAUACAACAGAAUUUCUACUACAAGAUCUGCAACCUAAAUCGCAGUAUUUUUUGCAAAUACAAGGUCUCUUGCAAUAUGGUAAAGAACGACUAAAAGGCGAGAAAUCUGGAUUAGUACUGAACACUACAGAUUUUAUUAAUGAACAAGACAACGCUCUGAUCUUAGACAAGUCCAACAGUAACAAAAUCGACGGUUUGCGAAUACUUAAGUUGGUAUGGAACAAAGGAACUCUGAAAGCCAGAAUAGUUUGGAACCCUUCAAGUGAUUUGUCAAAAUAUACAGUUACUUGGUGGUCGAGUUCGUCUGAUGGCCCAAUGAACGCUUUCAAUCAUUUUAAAUUCGCUGCUAUGACAAAGGCUAACUAUUUCGACUUAUUCGAUCUACAAUUUAAUUAUCGCUACAAAGUGAGUGUAAAAAGAGUGAAUCUGAAUGGAAAAAAAUCGAUACAAGAUACUUUUGUGACUUUUACUACCCCCAAGUGCAGUGAGUUUAAAAGAAAUCAUAAGAAAAUAAAAUGUAUAUAAAGCUUGAUUAAACUAAAAUUAUUAUUGUGAUAAUAUUAUUUUCUGGCGAUAACUAUCCCUAUUAGUUUUUUAUUACAUAAUUUUUACCUGGAAAAAAUAUAUUUAUAACGAAAAUUGUGUAACGAGUUUAUACUUUUAUGAAUUUAUAAUAAUAUACAGUGCCUUUAUAAAAAGUAUCUUGUGCCGCACGGAAUACAUUAAGGGUGAGAUUACAGAACGUCUGCAACUUUUCAGAUUUGCAAAUAUGGCGGCAAAUAUCAAGUUUUCGAAUUCCAAAAAAUAUCUGCAAAUUCGUAAUAUUUAUUGUAGUUUAUUGCCCCCAACAACACUAAACCCAAAUCCACCCUUAAGGAGGUUAGAACAUUCUACAAAACUUGCAGAUUGUCAAUUUUUAUUUUACUUUUUUUAAUAACUAUGAAAUCUUUUAUUCCUUUUGAUUGAAUACAGUUCGUUGUGUCAGAUUAUCGAGUUUUUAACACUGAACUCUAUACUGUUACAGUUCAGUGAAUUUUAAACAAAGUAAUGGCUUUGGGUUUAGUGUUCUAAGUCCGCCAUAUUAGCAGAUCUACAAAGUUACAAACGUUCUGUAAUUUCAUCCUUAGUAUGUAGGUUAUAUAAGUUUAUUCCAG